CAGAAUUCUAAUAGACUUCCUGCAGUCGGCGAAGCGUGCUGCCAAAGGCAGAGUGACUUACUGUAGGACACCACCACACCACCAGACCGUGCGGUAGUCAAUUGGGAAACAGGGUUGUAUUGUGCGGAGUAGUCAGCUAUUUCCCAGCUGCUGAUAUGCAUAUACUGUAGAUACACCGACUCAUGUUUUUUUUUCUUUGACAGUAUUUUGAAGUCAGCAGUCUACGAGCGCAAGAUAAGAAGUCACACACUCUACUACUUCAUACAUUAAGAGCACAGACUAGCUCCUUUAAUAAUCCCUGUUAGUCUGAAAGAGGCUCUUGCUUGCAGUUUGCAGUCUUCUUCUACAAAGAUGCGUGUGAGACAUUCACAUCUGAAGAAAGGGGUUUAUCUUCUGCUCCUGCACUUUAUGUCCUGCUAGCCCGAUUCUUUUCAGUGACCCCCUACGCUGUUCCAAGGUUUUCACUUUGGGUCUCCAGUUACUGAAUCUUGUGCUGGCUACACCUAACUGUUGUAGGAGAAGACUUCACUCAAACUUCGCUUCAGUUAAUCGGAAAAUGUUCUCUCUAUCUCGGAGAUGAUCUGAAGGAGCUGAUCAGAAGCAUUAGAACAAUGGGCGUGAAUCACUCUAGCAAACCUCCGGUCAUUGAUGAUGCGGAAGAGGUCAACUUCGACCAUUUUCAGAUUCUCAGAGCUAUUGGGAAAGGGAGCUUUGGAAAGGUCUGCAUCGUACAGAAGAAAGACACAAAGAAAAUGUAUGCUAUGAAAUACAUGAACAAGCUGAAGUGUGUGGAACGCAACGAAGUAAGAAAUGUCUUCAAAGAAAUGCAGAUAAUGCAGAAACUAGAACACCCCUUCUUAGUCAAUUUUUGGUAUUCCUUUCAGGAUGAGGAAGACAUGUUUAUGGUGGUAGACCUCCUCCUAGGAGGAGACCUGCGCUAUCACUUGCAACAGAACGUCCAUUUCUCCGAGAGCACGGUCAAGCUCUACGUCUGCGAGAUUGCACUGGCCCUGGACUACCUGCAGAGUCAGCAAAUCAUCCACAGGGACAUUAAGCCAGACAACAUUCUGCUUGAUGAACAUGGCCAUGCACACCUGACUGAUUUCAAUAUUGCUGCAAUUGUGAAGGAUGAUAUGCGGGCUUCUUCUAUUGCUGGGACAAAGCCCUAUAUGGCUCCUGAGCUGUUCCAGCCUUUUGAAGGGACUCACCCAAGUUAUUCCUUCAACGUAGAUUGGUGGUCCUUAGGAAUCACUGCCUAUGAGCUCUUAAGAGGACAGAGACCCUAUGUAAUGCGAUCCAGUACACCUACAAAUGAGAUUCUACAGGCUUUUUACACCACCAAUAUCAACUACCCCUCAUCGUGGUCGGCAGAGAUCAAAUCCCUCUUGAGAAAGUUGCUUUGCAUCGAGCCAGAGGAUCGAAUUUCAUGUUUGUCCCAGCUGCAGGAUGUCCCUUACUUGUUGGAUGUGAAUUGGGAUGCAGUUCUGCAGAAACAGCUACCUCCAGGGUUCAUUCCCAAUAAACGGAGACUGAACUGUGACCCGACAUUUGAACUGGAGGAAAUGAUUCUGGAGUCCAAACCUCUCCACAAGAAAAAGAAAAGACUGGCUAGAAAACUGAAAGAAAACAAUAAGGAUAACUCCCCUCAGAAUGGACAGCUACAGCACCGUCUGGAGUGUGUUCGACGGGAUUUCAUUGUCUUCAACAGAGAAAAGUUAAGGAAGGACAAGGAAGAAACAGGGAUAAAUGUCACCAAAGAGAAAGAAAAAUAUGAAGAAACAGAAGAUGGCCAAAAUAAUAAUGUACCAGUUGCUUGUAUCUCAGUGUAGCCUUUUUUAUCACCCCCUGUCCAGCUACAGCUCCUCAAAUACUGUAGCUGUUUCUAUGUGCAGACUGCAUAAGCACACAGCAUUGUAGAAGGACUAACUGAGCCACUGCUACAGUACUAAUUAUAUUUGACAGAUCCACACAGAUUCUUAAGUGUAAAUAAGUAAACCCCAGGAAAAGGCGCAUUGUCCUCCUUCACACAGACGUUGCCCACUUUGCGUGGAAAUUAGCUGCCUGGAAAUGAGCUGCUUCAAAAUAAAUCAGAAGUUACAAGUAAAAGUAAAAUGGCUGAACAGAGGCCUCAUUUGCCAUGGCAAGACUUUAGUGUACAGGUUAGUUUCAAGUGAGUGACAUUUCUACAGCACCCUUUUGACAGUUCUUGGGCCCUUGAAAAUUAAGAUUCCAACACAAAAAUAAAACUGCUUAUGUUCUGAGAUAGCCCUGGUAUCCAGCAUACCUAGAGCUGUUCAGGUUUGUUAAGGGUCACUUUCUCAUUCUAUCACAUGAAUAAAUAGAGCAGUGAAUUUGGUGAAGAACAGCAGCACCAGUACAGUAAUUGUGUAAUUGUUGUUACUGAAUUGCAAUAAUACAUAACAAAUGGAUGAAACCUGAUUAUUCAGCUCAGGAAUGAUAAACCUUUUUUUAAAAUAAAAUAUUUCUGCACUAGUUACAGGUCCCUAUUCAGCUGAGUUCAGUUUUAGCUCUGUGUAAAGCUCAGACAUUGCUAAACCACAAGCACCUGUUGAGUUUUGUGUUUCUCAUAAACAUACUUCAUAGGAUGUAAAUGAUUUCUGUGUUUACAGUAGAAGAGCAAUAACAGCUUUGAAUAUUUGUAUCUAUCAUUCACUUACUAUAUGUCUGUUUCACGUGAUAAAUUAUGUAUGUUUAUUAAGGAAAGGCUGAACAGAAUGGCGCUGAUUUGAAAGAUCAAGGACAAAUGCACUUGUACUGUAUGAUGACUGUUGGCUUUAUAGAGUUUGUAAAUAGCUAUUUGUACUUUUAAUCUGCACCUUUAUGAGGAAAAAAAAUAAACCUGUUGCGUUUUCACUUAGUGUAAAAACCGGCAUCGGUAUCAGGUAAAUAAAGAGGCAUAGUACUA
Messenger RNA from Lepisosteus oculatus (spotted gar), 2926 nucleotides. RefSeq names its product serine/threonine kinase 32A (gene stk32a). Gene Ontology annotation, molecular function: protein kinase activity; ATP binding. The record is from RefSeq and is a predicted model, not a curated record. Gene Ontology annotation, biological process: protein phosphorylation. NCBI's taxonomy places the organism in Eukaryota, Metazoa, Chordata, Actinopteri, Semionotiformes, Lepisosteidae.